ACGUUGGUAGAUCUCACACAUUAGUUUUAAUACAAUACUAACGUGGCAAAUGAUGAAGGAAAAAAGCAUUCAUGCUCUCAUAGUGCCAAAAAUUUUCUCGUGUUGUGUAUCAUCUUCUCUAUAUAAAAGAUAAGCUAGGAUGUUGAAGUAGCAAUCAGAAUAACCACAAGGGGAGAGAUGAUGAAAUCCAUAGCACUUUCUUUUUUCAUUCUCACAAUCUUUCUUGGCCCUCCUACUGCCAAGGGUGAUGUUAGCUUCGAUUUGUCCACAGCUACUAAAAACUCCUAUACAUCUUUUAUCAGAGACUUGAGGAGUGCUCUUCCGACUAGAGGUACAGUGUGCAAUAUACCUGUGCUACCUUCGACUGCAUCUGGGUUACAAUGGUUCAGAUUCUUCAGUCUCACCAAUUAUAACUACCAAACCAUCACAGUGGCGGUAAAUGUAACAAAUGUUUAUAUCGCAGCGUAUAGCACUGGUGCUGUAUCCUACUUUUUUGAAGACACUUCUGCUGAAGCUUUCAGGCUCUUAUUCGUAGGUACUCAAAAGGUAACACUUCCAUAUUCUGGUAAUUACGAUAGGCUUCAAAGUAUUGUAGGCAAAAACCGAGAUUUGAUUGAGCUUGGAAUCCCUACUCUAAGCAAUGCGAUUACAAACUUGUUUUACAACAACAACUACAAACUUACUGCAACCGCACUACUCGUACUCAUCCAGUCGACUGCAGAAGCUGCAAGAUUUAAAUAUAUCGAGCAAGAAGUUUCUAAACAUGUUAGCAGCAAUUUUUUUCCAAAUCAAGCAAUCAUAAGUUUGGAAAAUAGUUGGGGUGCUCUCUCGAAACAAAUCCAGAUAGCAAAUAGCAAAGGAACUGGACAAUUUGACAAAGCUGUUGAGCUUAUAACCAUUGAUGGCAAACGAGUUAGUGUAACCAAUACUUCUACUGGAGUUGUAAAAAGCAAUAUCAAGCUCCUACUAUACUACAAAGUCAAUGGUGCUAAUGACAAUUAUAUCCCUACAAUAUUGCCCCUUGGAGCUAUAUGAAUGCCAAUGUAACUCUAAUGUCACAGAUACGACAUCGUUUGCAGAUCCACACAUAGAAAUAAGGCAUGUUUUUAUGGCUAACUAGCUAUUUUGUAGUGAAUGUGUUUUAUUUCAUGAAAUAAUAAAUAAGUGUGGAAUAUUUUCCAUUUAUGUU
Molecule: messenger RNA, 1189 nt
Organism: Momordica charantia (bitter melon)
Lineage: Eukaryota; Viridiplantae; Streptophyta; Magnoliopsida; Cucurbitales; Cucurbitaceae
Product: type I ribosome-inactivating protein trichoanguina-like
Biological process (GO): negative regulation of translation
Molecular function (GO): rRNA N-glycosylase activity
Source: RefSeq, a predicted model, not a curated record